Molecule: messenger RNA, 2175 nt
Organism: Panthera uncia (snow leopard)
Lineage: Eukaryota; Metazoa; Chordata; Mammalia; Carnivora; Felidae
Gene: CPSF3
Product: cleavage and polyadenylation specific factor 3
Exons: 18
Coding region: 34-2088 (684 amino acids)
Biological process (GO): mRNA 3'-end processing by stem-loop binding and cleavage
Cellular component (GO): mRNA cleavage and polyadenylation specificity factor complex
Molecular function (GO): RNA endonuclease activity; 5'-3' exonuclease activity; RNA binding
Source: RefSeq, a predicted model, not a curated record
UCCUCAGCCCCGCUUCGCCUUCAGACUUCCGAGAUGUCAGCGAUUCCUGCUGAGGAAAGUGACCAGCUGCUGAUCCGACCCCUUGGAGCUGGGCAAGAAGUAGGAAGAUCAUGUAUUAUCCUGGAGUUCAAAGGAAGAAAAAUAAUGUUGGACUGCGGGAUCCACCCUGGCCUGGAAGGAAUGGAUGCGCUUCCUUAUAUUGAUUUAAUCGACCCCGCUGAGAUUGAUCUCCUGUUAAUUAGUCAUUUCCAUCUGGAUCACUGUGGAGCUUUGCCCUGGUUUCUACAGAAGACAAGUUUCAAAGGAAGGACAUUUAUGACUCACGCUACAAAAGCUAUUUAUAGAUGGCUUCUCUCAGAUUAUGUCAAAGUUAGUAACAUAUCAGCAGACGACAUGCUGUACACGGAGACAGAUUUGGAAGAGAGCAUGGACAAAAUCGAAACCAUCAACUUUCAUGAAGUUAAAGAAGUUGCAGGAAUCAAGUUUUGGUGUUACCAUGCAGGCCACGUUCUAGGAGCUGCCAUGUUCAUGAUUGAGAUCGCGGGCGUGAAGCUUUUGUACACAGGUGAUUUCUCAAGACAAGAAGAUAGACACUUAAUGGCAGCUGAAAUUCCGAAUAUUAAACCUGACAUUCUCAUUAUUGAAUCUACGUAUGGGACGCACAUCCAUGAGAAGCGUGAAGAGAGAGAAGCAAGAUUCUGUAACACUGUUCAUGACAUUGUAAACAGAGGGGGCAGAGGCCUCAUUCCUGUCUUUGCUCUUGGAAGGGCUCAGGAGCUGCUCUUGAUCUUAGACGAGUACUGGCAGAAUCACCCAGAACUCCAUGAUAUUCCCAUAUACUACGCGUCGUCUUUGGCCAAGAAGUGCAUGGCAGUGUACCAGACGUACGUAAAUGCCAUGAACGACAAAAUCCGCAAACAGAUCAACAUCAACAAUCCCUUUGUGUUCAAGCACAUCAGUAACCUCAAGAGCAUGGAUCAUUUUGAUGACAUUGGUCCCAGUGUCGUCAUGGCCUCCCCGGGCAUGAUGCAGAGUGGCUUAUCCAGAGAGCUCUUUGAAAGCUGGUGCACGGAUAAGAGGAACGGCGUCAUUAUAGCAGGGUACUGUGUAGAAGGGACACUUGCCAAGCAUAUCAUGUCUGAACCAGAAGAAAUCACUACCAUGUCUGGACAGAAGUUACCACUGAAAAUGUCUGUUGAUUACAUUUCUUUCUCUGCUCACACAGAUUACCAACAAACCAGUGAAUUUAUCCGUGCUUUGAAACCGCCUCAUGUGAUUUUAGUCCAUGGAGAACAAAAUGAAAUGGCCAGAUUGAAAGCAGCCCUGAUUCGAGAAUAUGAAGAUAACGAUGAAGUUCACAUAGAGGUUCAUAAUCCUCGGAAUACAGAAGCUGUGACCUUGAAUUUCAGAGGAGAAAAGCUAGCCAAGGUCAUGGGCUUUUUAGCAGACAAAAAACCAGAACAAGGCCAGCGGGUCUCAGGAAUACUUGUUAAAAGAAACUUUAAUUAUCACAUACUUUCUCCUUGUGACCUCUCCAAUUAUACUGACUUGGCCAUGAGCACUGUGAAACAGACCCAAGCCAUUCCGUAUACUGGUCCUUUUAAUUUGCUCUAUUACCAGCUACAGAAGUUGACAGGUGAUGUGGAAGAAUUAGAAAUUCAAGAAAAACCUGCUCUGAAAGUAUUCAAAAAUAUUACUGUAAUACAGGAACCAGGAAUGGUGGUAUUAGAAUGGUUAGCAAACCCUUCCAACGAUAUGUAUGCGGAUACAGUAACAACCGUGAUCCUGGAAGUUCAGUCAAACCCGAAAAUCAGGAAAGGUGCAGUACAGAAGGUUUCUAAAAAAUUAGAAAUGCACGUUUACAGCAAAAGGUUGGAGAUCAUGCUCCAGGACAUAUUUGGAGAAGACUGUGUAAGUGUAAAAGACGGUUCCAUUCUCAGUGUCACAGUGGAUGGAAAAACUGCUAAUAUAAACCUGGAGACACGGACGGUCGAAUGUGAGGAAGGAAGCGAGGAGGAUGAGUCCCUCCGGGAGAUGGUGGAGCUGGCCGCGCACAGACUCUACGAGGCCCUCACGCCAGUUCACUGAGAACCGCGGGCCUGUGGACACGUUAAAGCUUGUCUUCAAUGCUUGACUCGACUUCUCUUAAAAUAAAAUACGUUGGUCUCUCUGGAA